Molecule: messenger RNA, 906 nt
Organism: Heterocephalus glaber (naked mole-rat)
Lineage: Eukaryota; Metazoa; Chordata; Mammalia; Rodentia; Bathyergidae
Gene: Timm17b
Product: translocase of inner mitochondrial membrane 17B
Biological process (GO): protein import into mitochondrial matrix
Cellular component (GO): TIM23 mitochondrial import inner membrane translocase complex
Molecular function (GO): transmembrane protein transporter activity
Source: RefSeq, a predicted model, not a curated record
UCCGGCCGUUAGCGCCGCCAGAAGCCAUGGAGGAGUACGCUCGAGAGCCUUGGUACGACGGUGGUCACUGGCAUCCGGACGGUUGCUUCGGCGCCCAGGCCAGCCAUGGGAGGCGGGCGGGGGAGAUCCGCCCCUGGCGAAUCGUGGAUGACUGCGGUGGAGCCUUCACGAUGGGCGUGAUCGGCGGCGGAGUCUUCCAGGCUAUUAAGGGUUUCCGCAAUGCUCCCGUUGGAAUUCAACACCGGUUGAGAGGUAGUGUCAAUGCCGUGAGGAUCCGAGCACCCCAGAUUGGAGGCAGCUUCGCGGUGUGGGGGGGCCUGUUCUCCACCAUCGACUGUGGCCUGGUGCGGAUUCGGGGCAAGGAGGAUCCCUGGAACUCCAUCACCAGUGGAGCUCUGACAGGGGCCGUGCUGGCUGCCCGAAGUGGCCCGCUGGCCAUGGUGGGCUCUGCGAUGAUGGGGGGCAUCCUGCUGGCCCUCAUCGAGGGUGUCGGCAUCCUCCUCACUCGCUAUACUGCCCAGCAAUUCCGCAAUGCACCCCCAUUCCUGGAGGACCCAAGCCAGCUACCCCCUAAGGAGGGUACCUCAGCCACCGGCUAUCCCAGCUAUCAGCAGUACCAUUGAGGAAACCACCACCUGACACCACCACCGUGGGAGCUGCCCCUCGGUUCCCUCCCCAGUGAUCUACCUCGAAGGGAGGGCUGGCUCCCAGUUAGCCCUGGGACCUCCAGAGAGGGCCUCUUCUGUGCUUCCCUGUCCCAGGGUGGGGGUGGGGCACCCCAGCUGCCCUGACAGAUGGGUCUCUUUUUUAUCUCAGGGCACCCCAGCCCCACACAUUUAACAGGCUCUUACCCCAGCUCCUUUGUGUGGCACCCUAAUGAGUAUUUAAAGCCAGUUUGGAAAUGCC